AUGCAAACUCAAACUAUGCUUAUAGUAGGUUUUAUAUGGAUUCUAGCAAGUAUUUCUUAUUGUAGUGGAGAUACAUGCUAUUGCAGAUGCUGUGCCGGUAAUUCUUGUACACCAAAUUUACAAGGCACCGUUACCAUUCCAUCAUGUGAUUCAUCUUGCAAAUCUGAAUGUCAAAGCAAAUAUCCAACACAAUGUACAAGUGGAUCCGGUAGUGCCAAUUAUCAAUGUACGAGUGGUGGAGGUGGCGGUGGCAGUGCAACUCCUAACUGGACUGGUACAUUUGUUGUACAAAACAGAUGUGACAAAAUUUCCUGUUGUUGUCCUGCUAACGAGCUAAUUCUUUCAUCUGCAAGUGCGAAUACACUGCGUGUUCAAAGUCAAUUUACAUGUCCUGAUGCAACAUUUCCGCUUAACGACAUCAUUCAGACUCCUAGUGGUUUCAGUACCACGCUAUUAUGGGCUGGAGAUCUAGUUCAUAUUACAAUUAGUCAAGACAGUCGUACGAUUCAAUUGAACAAUGCAGUAUCUCCUGAAUGUAGCGAAGUUGUUGUACGAAAUGAACCUCAACCGACCUCAACAACUGGAGGUACAUCCAGUGCUACCAUCAAUUUGACAUUCGUUCCUCUGUUGGUUGGAUUGAUAAUCAUCAAACUAUUUAUCAACUGA
Molecule: messenger RNA, 666 nt
Organism: Adineta steineri
Lineage: Eukaryota; Metazoa; Rotifera; Eurotatoria; Adinetida; Adinetidae
Source: the annotation of a GenBank genome assembly